This is a messenger RNA of Polypterus senegalus (gray bichir), 6108 nucleotides long. It is a transcript of the gene tdrd15, whose product is annotated as tudor domain containing 15. The coding region runs from base 124 to 5952 and encodes 1942 amino acids. The transcript has 3 exons. The record is from RefSeq and is a predicted model, not a curated record. Lineage: Eukaryota; Metazoa; Chordata; Cladistia; Polypteriformes; Polypteridae.
ACUAUUUGGCGUUACUUGUUGGAAGUUGGCGCUGGUAUGGACGGCUGAGUUGUUGAGAUUUUAGCACAAACAAUAAAAGGUUGACAGAACCUGCAGUGCUCAAGAAGGGAGUACAUGUAAGAAAUGGAGGUUUCCAAAGAAAAUAGGUCAGACACCGAUGCUGUCCUUCCUUUGCCUUAUUCUGUCUGGUCAGUGGAGCUGAAACUAACUCAUGUUGACUGUAAUCCUAACCAGCCUCUGGUACAUUUUCAGGGUCAACAUUUAUUGGUGUGUGAACUUGACUAUAAUAUUUUACAUUCUGAAAUACAAAACGCUGUUAAAAUCCAAGGAACUGCAGAGAUUGGUACCUUUUGUUUGGUAGAAGAUUGUUUUUCUGGACAGUGGUACAGAGGAAGAGUUCAUCACAGAUGUGGUAAAAUGUUUGACGUGUUUCUUCUUGAUUAUGGCAGCAUUUUAUCUUGUGAUGAGAGUCAUAUUGCAUCUGCUUCUGAUGAUCAUUUAAUUUUACCACCCAAAAUUGUGUGUGGAUUUUUUGCAAACAUUUUGCCAAAUGGUGAAACGUGGGAUAGCAUUGCUAUGAAGUAUUUUUCAAAAUUAAUUGGGCAAGAAAUCAAAGGAUACAUUCAAGCAGUUUUACCAUGCAAAGUGCUUAUACUGGAAAUACCUGACAUUAAGAAAGAAUUAUUACAACAAGGUUCUGGAAAGACAGUUGACAGGAAUACAUUUUUGGUUAUUGUGGAAAUGUUAACAGAGUUAUCAGUUAAAGACUGGAAACCUAUUCCCCAUCUGUUAAGUGAAAGAAAUCUUACUCAAAAGAAAAAUCCUGUUCAACAAGAUUCUUUUCAGGGUCUUUUAAAUAUAUUUCCCUAUUGCCUUCCUGAAUUGAACAUUGGUGAAAAGCUAAGUGUUAAAAUAACUGCAGCAUCAACACUUAGUUUGUUUUUCUGUCAGCUAAUGAACAAAGCAAGAGAUCUCGAAGUUCUUACACAGAAACUGAAACAUUUCUGUGAAUCCUACAUUGGAGAUUUUAAAGAAAACAAUAGUGGAAUCUCUGACCGACUAUGUGCAGUUAAAGGAAAAAGCAAUAUGUGGUAUAGAGGACUUAUUCAGCACGUUCUGCCUAAUGGCAAUAUAGUUGUUUUUUUUUUGGAUUUUGGGUAUUCAGACAUUGUAAAGUCAGAUCACAUUCUUCCUGUUGUAAAAGAUUUCUUUUCUGAGCCGGUGAUGGCUUUUCCAUGUACAUUGACUUGUUUAGCAGAACAAGAUGAAGAAUUACUGAAACUGCAGACUGACCAAUUAAAAGAUGGACUAUUAGGAGGAAUUGUGCUUGCUUGUGUGGAUCGUUUCAGUGUUGCUCAGAGCAGAUAUUAUGUAACUCUUUUUAGCUUACAUAACAGCUCUGAGAAAAAAAAUCAAGGGACUUUGUCCAUUGAUCACCCCAUUACAACUACUAAUAUGAAUACCCUUCCUGAAGUUUCACAUGUAUUUGAUUUAUCAAUAAAAAGACUUGAUGAUUCAUGCUUUUGUGAAAACAUGGAAUUUAAGGAGAAUUCUAGUUUUGUGGGAUAUAUAGAACAUAUUCUUCACCCAUCACAUUUCUGGAUGAGAUCUGAUGAUCGAAAUGCUGAGUUUGAAGAUAUGAUGGAAGAAAUCAAUAAUUUAUAUAGUGGUAAGGAGUUGGAAGACAAUAUUCUGCAAACCUUAAUUCCAGGUGUUUGGUGUUGUGCCAUGUUUGAUAAAGACUGGACUUACUACAGGGCUGUUAUUGUAGAUAUUUUUGAACAAGGAGCAGAAGUGUUCUUUGUGGAUUUUGGCAAUACGGAAAUGGUGCCAUUUAUGUAUAUUAAAGAAAUGCCUUGUGAGUUAUCCAAGAUACCAGCAUUUGCUUUUCCUUGUUCUCUUGCACAUGUGGUUCCCAUUGAAGAUGUCUGGACAGUAAAGGCAACAGAUGUUUUCAAAAAAUUAGUCAUGAAUAAAGUCCUCCUAGUGCGCGUUGCUUUGAUACAGAAAGAUAAAUAUAUUGUGGAUAUACAUGACAAAGAAAAUAAUAAAAUAAGUGUGGCUAGUGCAUUAGCCAUGGCCGGACAUGCAGAGUACUGGAAAAACACAACAAUAAAUGUAAAUUUUAAGGAAAAAAAGCAAAUGGAAAGCUCCUGUCAUCAUUUACAAAAAAAAGAGUUAGGUUCUAACAGUUGGAAAAAAACAAGUGAGAAUCUUCCUUUAAGGGAAGAUGCUUUGAAACAGCAAACAAUUCCUGCAUCAAAGAUUCCCCAAGCACAAAACAGAUUUUUGACUAAGCAAGAUGGGAAAAUGGUGUUACCAACUCAGUGUUUGUCUAAACAUAAAUUAUUCAUCAAGCCACUGAUUUUCAAACCUGGAAUGGUGGUUGAUGUAAUUGUGUCCCUUAUUAUCUCUCCUUUUGAAUUUUGGUGCCAGUUAAAAAAUCAGUCCUCUAAAUUUAAACUGUUAGUGGGUCAACUUCAGCAAUACUAUCGGGUUAAUAAUUUUGUCUUCCAGCCAGAUGAAAAUGUUUGCAUUGCAAAGUGCGCAAGGAAUGGACAAUGGCACAGAGGAUUUAUUACUCGCUACUGUGGUAGUUCAGUAGAUGUCUUUUUUGUUGAUCUUGGUGUAACAGAAACAAAACCAAUCUGUGAGAUUCAGGCAAUCAAACCUGAGUUUACCCAUCUUGAAGGACAAGCAUUUCGCUGUAGCUUUUAUUUACUUAUUGAGCCCACUGUGGACUUUCCUUACUGGAAUGAGAAUGCUUGUAAAAUAUUUAAAGAAAUGGUUGAAAACAGUAAUUCACUUUUCACAUGUACAAUACUUGGACUAGUAUCCAAAGGUAAAAUUUUGUGCUGUAUUGUAGAUAUGAAGAAUCAUUUUUUUGUUGCCAAUCAGUUUCUUAUUGACAGUGGUGUUGCUAGAAAAACUGAAAAUUUGUGUAUCACAUCUGCUUUUUUUCAUACUUACUUAUACUGUAGCUUUAAUUUGAUGCUUGGAAAUGAAGAAAAAGUACAUAUUACCCACGUGAAAAGUCCCUUUGAACUGUACUGUCAGUUGGAUAGAAAUUCACAAAUGCUUGAAGACUUAAUGUCAAAAGUCUCCAAAGUGGCCAGUGAACGCCAAAACCAAAGCAGUUCUGAUAUUCAGUGGAAACUUUGUCUGGCUUUAUAUAGUAGGGAUGGAUUUUGGUACAGAGGUUUGUGUCACCCAUUGCCAUCACCUUUACAUUUUAAUGUGCAUUUUGUUGAUUAUGGAAAUAUGGAGAUAAUAGAGAAGAAAAACAUUAUUCCUAUUCUUGCUAAAGAAAAAGAUCUGAUCUACACGCCUGUACAGGCUGUAAAGUGCUCCCUGUUAAAUAUUCCCAAAGGAGAAUUGAUACCAGAAGUGCUUGCCUAUCUGGAGGAAAAUAUUUUAAACAAAACACUAAAUGCUAUAAUUUCUGGGAAGGAGACUGAUGGAAGCAUUGUUGUAGAACUUUAUGAUGGAAAGAUACAGGUUAAUAAAAAGGUAAAGGAAAUAAUUGAUAAGAAUUUCCAAAAGUCUGAUUCGUUGAGGAGACAGUUACAUAAAAUAUGUAACAUUAAUCACAGAGCUGUACAUUUAGAAAAGUAUUGUACUUCUGAUACAACUAAAAUGAAACAAAGUCAAAAGAAUCAAAAGGUCAGUGUAAUUCGGACAGACAUACUCUGUAAAGCAGUCAGUGAGUGUAGCUUAAUGAAUGUUAUGCCCAAGAAGACUCCAGAAUUGGAAUGCACACAAAAGAAACCUCGCUUUCGAAAGGAAAAUAAGUAUACAGGUGUAAUGCAUAUUAACAGAGACUGCAAAUCUACAUGUGAAAAAGAGUGUAAUACCCCAGAGUAUUCUGACCUUCCAAGUAGGAAAUUUAACACUGGGUGGAAAACAGAUGCAUGCAUUUCUCAUGUAAACAGUAUUUUUGAUUUCUUUAUCCAACUUGCAAAGGACAAAUUUUCAAUUGUAAAUAUGGGGAAGGAACUCAGUGAUAGCUUAAAUAAACAGAAAGAGCACUUUGUUGGACAUGUCAAGAUUAAUGAUUUGGUAGCACUGGAAUCUGAGAAUCAUGAGACUUUCUAUCGUGCAGUUGUUAAGAAUUUGUCCUCUAAUUCACAGCUUCUUGUUGAACUUAUUGACUAUGGAAAAGGUAUUUUGGCAGAUAAAAGUAAAUUGUAUAAGAUUCCUUAUAAUUUUGUAAAAAAACCUAGACUAAGCAUCCAUUGUUGUUCAUUUAAAUCAGACCUUGUGGGUAGUGACUUCCCUUUUAGAGUAGAAAUACCAGAACAACCAGUCCGUGUCCAGUUUGUGAAGGAACAGGGUGAACGGUGGGUAGUAAAUAUAAACAUUACUGAAGCAGGAUUUCUCUCUCCCCAAAAUUCAACACUGCAGUCAUCCGAUUUGAAAAAGAAAAAUCCUGAAAACCUCUCCCAUCCUGAUGAUACUUUUCCAGCUGAACAACUUUGUGCAAAAGAGAAUGGAAAAAACAUUUAUAUGCAGGAUAUAAAUGUUUCUAGUGAAUUUGCUAGAAAAAAGAGAACAGAAUCUAAGACAGAUUUUUCAGUGAAACCGCACAUACAAAAUAUAAUUGAAAUUCCCUGCAUGGACUUAAAUAUCAAGCAGAAGGAAGCUUGCAUUUUGUUAUUUGUGCUAAGAAAUGGAGAUGUAUAUGCUAACCUUAUUAAGAACGAUAACUUUUCUUGGGUGACACCAUAUAUAAUGGAGCAUUUACAGAAAUGCUGCUCUGUGACAGUGGAAGAUGUAAGAGAGCGACUUCAUUAUUUAGGAGUACCUAAAACAUACGGAUUAUGCUACAGAGCAAAACUCAACCACAUAACUCUGACAGAUAAAGUUACUUUUUUUAUUAUCAAUUGUGAUGACAUUGAAUCGUAUUCUUUGAGCAAAAUAAAGCAACUACACAGUAACCUGAGAAGUGGACUCAAGGAAAUUAUUUUAUGUGAUUUGAAAGGCAGUGAACCUCUGAAAGAAAUAUCAGAAAUACUAAUAUCUCAUUUGAAAAAUUUCAGCAGUCAUCCUUUUGAGGCUGCAUUUCUUUCAGCUUUUGGUGAUCCUGUUGUACAACAGGUUAACAUACGAGUAAAUGAAAUGUCUAAUAUAGUAACACAACUUGCAGGUGCAGAAAGGUGUUGUCCUUUGCUUAGGUUAUUUACACCAUCUUACAACUUUGAAAAGAAUUUAAUACCAGAACCACAAUAUUUCUUUGAAUCUGUCCAGACUGACGGAGAGUACUUGGGAUAUGCAGCAGAGGCUGCACUUCCAUUCGAAUUUUACUUUCAUUUGGAAGACUCUUCUGAAAAAAUGACUACUUUAUACGCAAUGUUACAACAGCUUCCAGAGGAUUUACCAAAUUUACCAGCAAAGUUCAUACAUCAAGGAGUUCCUUGUCUAAUUAAAUGUGAAAUUAAAGGCAUGUGGUGCAGGGCUGUGAUUAAAGCCAUAUUUAGCACAUUUAUUUUGGUACUACUUGUUGAUUAUGGAAAUAAAAUCUUAGUAUCAGAAAUAGGUAAACUAAAGCAAAUUCCCAAGUUACUUGUCACAGUACCUUGUAAUGUAAUGCCAUGUUUACUUAAAGGUGUGGAGCCAGUAAAUGGGAUGAAAUGGAGAGAGGAAGCAGUUACAUUUUUUCAAGACUGUCUUUUUCAGCAACAACUUUUAGUUUGUUUUAGACAGAGAACCUGUAAGGGGGUGUGGGAAGUGGAUGUUAGGAUAAAUGAUGUUGAUGUAGCUCAAAUGAUGAUUGCUGCUGGGCAAGCUGUAUUUGUACAAAGCAAUUUUCUUCAGCAGCUUAAACCUAGACAGUUACAUUAUCCUGAACUAGAACAAGAGGCCAAUGAGAACAACAUGCUGAAACAGACUUGCCUAGCUCCUUCUAAAAAGCCUCAACCUCAAAAUAAGGUACCUAACUGUAAUAUAAUUUAGAUUUAGGCUUUAUUUAUUCAACAGAAGUAACACAAACAAUACAUUUCAUAUAUUAGCAAUAUUAUUGUUGAUCAGUUACUUUGUUUUAUUUGUAUGCAUUGUAAUUUAACCAGUAAGGACCGUGCACUUAAUUGUAAAACAAACUGUUUUUCUUUA